This is a messenger RNA of Phyllotreta striolata, 3126 nucleotides long. NCBI's taxonomy places the organism in Eukaryota, Metazoa, Arthropoda, Insecta, Coleoptera, Chrysomelidae. The record is from the annotation of a GenBank genome assembly.
AUGGGUCGAGGAGGAUAUCAUUCGAAUCGGGCAGAAUUCCUUUCGGAUGAGGCCAUACUAAAAUACAGCAGAAACGGCGGAUGUUUCGUUACCACCAAAAAAGCAAUAGCAUUUGUUAUAUUCGCAUUAGCGUCGCUUUUGGUAGUCGUUUUAUUGAUGUAUUAUUAUGGCCCGAGUAAAACCACUGAGAAAAUAAUUAAAGAAUCAAAUGAUAUAGAGAAACUUAUAAACGAUACAAUAAAUGAAGAACAAACCAAAGAACCGCUGAGAAUACCAAAAUCCCUGAUACCAUACCACUAUCGAUUAUGGAUCCAUCCGAUAUUAGAUGAAGACAACGAUAAUAACUUCACAUUCACCGGUCAUGUCGUCAUACAAAUUAAUUGCACCGAAAACACCAAUAAAAUUAUACUGCAUUACGACGAUUUGAUCAUCUCAGAAUCCGAUAUUACCGUAUACAUUCCAAACGUAGCACCUCCAGAAGAUGAACCAGAGGGCGAGGAACACGACAUAUCGCGCCGGGAUAUACCUGAAGAUGCAGAUGAGACAGAAGAAAAAAUGGAAACUACUACAGUCGUGACCACUGAAGCUGCUGAAACAACAACUGAAAACGAAAUUACCACGAUGACGGAGUCUGAUGAGGGGGUUACUGAAAGGGUGGUAUACAAACCCGAGAAGAUAUUGCUAAGAGUGGUCAUGGUGGAGAAAGAUGAUGUUAAUUUCAAACUUAAAAUAUCAAUGGCUGAUGUCCUGGAGAGCGGGAAAACCUAUUUCGUCGAUAUCAAAUUUUCAGGGGUUAUUUUAGAAAACCUAAUAGGAUUGUACAAAACUAGUUACGUAGAUUUAUCGGGAAAUACAAGAUGGUUGGCAACUACGCAUUUUCAACCGAUCUAUGCGAGACGAGUUUUUCCAUGCUUCGAUGAACCAUUCUUCAAGGCGCCGUUCGAAAUUAGCGUUGCCAGAAGAACAAACAUGACGGUUCUUUCCAACAUGCCCCUGAAGAGCACCGAGCCUAUGAAGAACAAUUCGGGCUGGGUGUGGGACCAUUUCCAGACCACUCCCCCCAUGUCCACGUACAUUGUAGCUUUCACAAUAAGCGAUAUGAAGAGUAUCUCGGCCAAUAAACUGCUCGGUCCGGCCAUUAAAAUUUGGGCACCGGAAGGUGAUCUGCCGCAAGCGCAGUACGCUCUCGACGUCACGAUGGAGCUCCUGCCUUUCAUGGAAGAAUACUUCGAUACGCAAUAUCCCCUGCCUAAGCUGGACUUGAUCGCUAUUCCGAAUUUCGGGAAAUCCGCCAUGGAGAACUGGGGGAUCAUUUCGUUUAAGAAGUCAUCGAUGCUUUUUGAUCCUUCCUCUACCAGCAUUAAAACGAGAAGCUUCAUAUUGGCUAAGAUAGCGCAUGAAUUAGUGCAUCAGUGGUUUGGUAACUUGGUGACAAUGGAGUGGUGGUCUGAUCUUUGGUUAAACGAAGGUUUAGGCACCUUCCUAUCCGAAGUGGCGAUUGUGAAAUUGAGGCCUAAGUGGCACGCAUACAGUAGCAUCAAAGUUCGAGACACUUACAACACCUUAUACGCCGAUAGCCUGAAAUCGGCUAAGAGCAUUCAAGGCGAGGUAACUACAUCGGCUCAAAUCGAGCCGAUUUUCGAUAGCCUCAUUUACCAAAAAGGCAGCAGCUUACUAAAAAUGCUGAACUCGACUUUAUCUCAAGACGUCUUCAAAAAAGGCCUGCAAAGCUUCGUUAAAAAAUUCGCCUACCAAUGCGCUACUCAAGACGAUCUGUGGGAACUGUACACCGCCACCGCCCAAAACCAAAGCCUCAUACCCAACUCAGUAACGGUUAAGGACUUGAUGAACUCUUGGUCCACGCAAAGCGGCUAUCCUUUGAUUACCAUCAACAGGGACUACAAUACCGGCAUUGCCAACAUCAAUCAAACUAAAAUGACCGAAAGCACUAACCAAACUUCGGAAGAACUCUGGCAUGUUCCCAUCACAUACAUUACCAAAGAUGAAGAGAACAUUAAGGAGAUUUGGUUGGAACGCACUAGAGAAACCACCCUCAAUUUAAGCGACAUGGGAAAUAAGAGCUGGAUAUUAGCGAAUAUCGAAGAAACUGGUUUCUACAGAGUGAAUUAUGACGUUGCCAAUUGGAAGCUUCUAAUCUACCAACUUCGAACGAGCUCGCAUCAAAUCCCUGUAGCUACAAGAGGACAAUUAAUAGAUGAUGCUUUCGCACUAGCUAACACCGGCUACAUAAACUACACCAUAGCAUUCGAUUUAGUAAAAUACCUGUACAUAACAGAGCCUAAUUACAUCCCGUGGUACGCAGCGUUGAAGAACAUGGAAGAGCUGAGGGAGAUCACCAGCAACUACGAGUACUCCGGUUUGUACGACAGUUUUCUGCUGAAAUUGGUGAAACCGAUGUUCAAUGAACUGCAAACGGAGACGAGGGUGUACGAUACGCAAAACGAAAAGCUGCUGAGGCUGCACAUCGUGCAAUCUGCCUGCAGAUUGAGGUAUGGUAAAUGCAUAUCGUGGGCUAGAAGUGAAUAUUUCAAAUGGAUGCAAACUGCCGAGCCGGACCUAAUAAAUCCUAUACUGGUUGAUUACCGAUUCAUUGUUCAAUGCACGGCUAUCAGAUCUGGAGGGCUGUACGAAUGGGAUUUCUUAUGGAACAGGACCUUAUCUCCUUCUAUAGCACCUGUGGACUUGCAGACUGCUUAUAUGAGUUUAGGUUGCACCUAUGACCCCUGGUUGAUUAACAGAUACCUGGAAUAUUCCCUAGUGGGUAAUGUCAGUUUGGAUAACGUGCCAAUCGUUUGGGAAUCCAUUAGUCACACCGUGGGAAUUCGAACGGGCUUCCAGUUUUUGAGACUGAACUGGGAUAGGAUUUAUAAAAGCUACGAGGAGGUUUUUCUCGUUUUUAACACAAUCUUUCACGAUUUCUUAAGUCAAUUUUCUACCGAGGUUGAUUUGGAAGAUCUUACUACGUUCUAUAAAUUACAUCAGGCUGAUUUGAAAACAAUUUCUGGCGUGCUGCAGAACACCGUGGAUAGAAUAAAAGCACGUAUCAAUUGGAAGACUAAACAUUUGGAUUCUGUCGUUAGUUGGUUGAAGAAAAAUAAGUUUUAA